Hyalella azteca is the source of this 4433-nucleotide messenger RNA. Its product is annotated as lysophospholipase D GDPD1-like. Gene Ontology annotation, cellular component: endoplasmic reticulum membrane. Bases 62 to 1579 code for a protein of 505 amino acids. Gene Ontology annotation, molecular function: phosphoric diester hydrolase activity; phosphatidylcholine lysophospholipase A1 activity. Gene Ontology annotation, biological process: glycerophospholipid catabolic process. Lineage: Eukaryota; Metazoa; Arthropoda; Malacostraca; Amphipoda; Hyalellidae. The transcript has 9 exons. The record is from RefSeq and is a predicted model, not a curated record.
AUGAUUACAGCAUUACUUUAUCAUUAUUUUUUGUUUAGUGUUUGUCUAUUAUUAUAGCUUAAUGGUGUAUGGAAUUGUAGUUGGUAUUAUAUUUGGAUGUUACAUCCUAUCUUCAGUUGUAUUAUUCAAAUUCCCAUGCUUGCUGCACAAACGGAAAAAUGUCAGAUUCAUAUGUCGACACAUUAGUCACAGAGGAGGAGCUGGAGAAAAUUAUGAAAAUACCAUGACAGCUUUCAAACAUGCUGUGAGCUUGGAGACAGACAUGCUGGAGUUGGACGUGCAUCUCACCAAAGACGAGCAGGUAGUUGUUGCUCAUGACCCGCAUCUGCAGCGCACCACUAAUGCCCAUGGCAUGAUAGCUGAAACCAAUUAUGCAGAGCUGCCUGGUUUAAGAGAUGUCCUUCCUAUAGACUUCAUGCCAGGCUGCUUCUUCAGCCGCCCGUCGGAGCAAGAUCGUCAGAUGCCUCUACUGGAGACAGUCUUUAAAGCCUUCCCUGAUACUCCCAUCAAUAUUGACAUCAAAGUGCCUAAUGAGCUCCUCAUUGUCAAAGUUAGUGAGUUGGUGAAGCUGUACAAACGGGAGCAUCUCACUGUCUGGGGUAACUUUAGCGAUGCCAUCACCCAACGCUGCUACAAGCAGAACCCAAACAUUUGCCUGCUGUUCAGCCUCCGGCGCGUGGUGCUGCUGGUGCUGCAGCUCUACACUGGCCUGCUGCCCUUCAUGCCUAUCAAGGAAACGCACCUUGAAAUAUUCAUGCCUCGACAUGCCUAUAAUCUAUUUAUGCAACGAGCGCCCGCCACUGAGGGCGCUGAUGCUACGAGUGUGCCCGGCAGUCCACUCCACCCUAUCAGCAAGGCUGUCAAUUUGAGGAAGAGCGAGUCGAGUAGCACCAGCCUCACCCACAGCGCCUCCCUGGCCUCCUUACCAGCAGGCACCCCACCGCUGCCAACCAAAGGGCCCUGGUAUCUACGCACCAUUGCCUCCUUCGCCCACCUCCUUCUCAUCAGGCCUGCUCUCUUUGCCCACCUUGCCAAGAGGGGAAUUCAGACGUACCUCUGGGUGCUGAACUCUGAAGACGAGUUCCACCUUGGCUUCAAGAGCGGCGCUACAGGCGUCAUGACCGACUAUCCCACCAAGCUAAGGAGUUUCCUCGCUGAUAAUCCUCAGUAUUUCCUCAACUAUCCCGACCCCAAACCCCAGGAAUCAUCCCAUGGCCUUGAACUUGAGGAAAUCAACCACGUAACUUCUUCCGUUUCUUGUGCGGCUAUUCAGUCUUCGGCAACUUCAGAGGGACGUUUCAGUAGCCGAGACAUCCUGAAAUCGGACUCAUUGGGACACUUCAGCAGUCGGGAGCAUUUGUCGUGUUCUUCACAAGAACAUUUAAGCAGCCAUGAUUUCCCUCCAGAUCAAGAAAUGGUCUUGCAUUGUCAGGCAAGCAACCGUGAGCCGCAAGGGACGAAUUCUUGUUGCCCUGAAGACUGCUUGAGAAGAUCUCAUGACUCGUUGCUGGUCUCGGACAAAUCAUCUCCCGUUUUAGUUCAAGGUGAAAAUUCGCAGCAAACGCCUGUAAGUUCAUAGGACCAGCUAAGGCUGUCCUUUGUGAUAAGUUCAAUUGUUUGUCGCAAGUCCAAGCAAGCCUUUUUGCGUCGUUACUUAAUUGUUACAACUUGUCUUAAGUAACAGAUUAAUGGAACUGAACGACUUAUCAGUCAUUUGGUGAUCUCCAUUUCAUGCCGUGUAUUUUCGUCUCAGUGUUAGAAAGUAUCAUUCGAUCAUUUUAGAAUUGAGAGCCACCAAUAUCUUCUUUUGAACAUCUUUCUAUAAAAAUGCCUUUGCUUCCCACCUAUUUUGGGCCGUAUGGAAUAAAGUUGUGGCAACGACGUGUUCGCGGACGUCGGCGUUACGUUGUUCAUUAUUGCGUUGUGUGGCAAUACUUCUCAUCAAUUUCGCUCUUAUAUGUUAGAUUUUAAAGUUUGGAGGAUUGAAGUCUUCGAAUUUUUAACGUUUGGGUAAUGUAACUAAUCUCGUAUUUUUGUGAUGAUUAUGUGACCGAAAGUCUGGUGUGCAGAAUAGAGCACUAAAUGUAGUAUUGUGAUAUGGCGACAAGUCUCCUCUAUGUGUAUAUGAUGGUGCACCAGUUGUGAAUUGGGAAUCAUUUUAAUGUCAGUGUUGAAAUCAUUUUUCUGAUCGAAGCAUUAGAAGUUAGAUCGCCGCAGAUUUUACAGGUACGGAUGUUAUUGACUAAGCUAUUUAAGAUCUUGAUUUGCCUCGUGCGGCUCGUUUCUUUCAUCGCUGAAUUAAUAAUUAGUGAACCCCAAAUUGGAAGAAAGUGAAUCAUAGUAAAACGAUUCGGUUAAUUGAUAAGAGUGAGUAAAUGCAUCCAGUUUAAUCAUGGUUCUUUACACAUAAAGGCAACAGUGCGUAUGUUUGCCUCCCAACCAAUGCCUUGAACCAUUGUGACAGCUGUCAAAUGUAAGACCAUGUAAUUACAAUUUACAUGCAAAUGUAUGUAAAUGUAAGGGUUUAAAUUGCCGGAGAAUAGCAGUGCAUCGCGUCUGAACUUCCAUCAAAUGUUUCCCAAUUCGCUGCCUUUAUUCAAUCAGCAGUCACUAAAACCAUUUAGGGUAUAGGGCCUUGAGUCAAUGUAGUAAAACCAUUCUAAGAACCGUCUUGAAAUUCUGUAAAGUGAUUUAAUAUUAGAGUAUAAUAUUUUGAAAAAAUGCGUUUAUACUAAUAUAUAAUUAGUGUUUUCCUUGGCCUCUUUGGUUCUCAUUGCGUAUAGAGAAACGAUCUGAUUUCAAAAUGUCGUUUCCUUUAGUGUUUGUGCGUCCCAUUGCUUGAAUUUUGAAUUGUGUGUGAUUGCUUGAAUUUUCUUUAGACCCUUCGCAACAUCUAUUCUGCUAAUUAAAAUAUAGUGUUUUCAUGACUGUUUUCAUGAUAUACGGCAAUCUUACAAUUGAUCAUAAUAUAAUAUUGUAGCUUCUGAUUGCUCCACUGUUAAUGUAUGUGUUGCAACUGUUCUGUGAUACUCGUGGUAUUGCCGUGUCUACGCCAAUGUUAUAUAUUUUUAUCCUUGGUUAUACGAUGUAUUUUUUUAGUUUAGUUGGCAUUUAUUUAUUUUAUGUUGGCAUCUGUUCCUUUUAGUCUGUUGGAAGAUUUCUCUCCUAAGUUGUUGUUUUUUUUGUGAAAUUCUUUAUCCUUUGCCGCCUUAAGAUUAUAAUUUAAAUCAGUCAUCGCAAGGAACCCACGAAUCUUCGUCAAAAUAAUUGUCAGUGACGUAGAUUUAAUUCUUUGCUAAAACCUCUAAUUUUAUCGCUAGUGAUUCUGCAAAGCCUCAGCUUGUCUUGUAUGUUGGAGGUCUCAUUGCAUCAAGCAACUUAGUAAUGUUUUGAGGAAUUUUUUAUCUGGGAUUCAACUUUGAAUUUUACUGACAUUGAUGAGCUCUCGUAAAAUCACAUUGCAAUAAAUUAUAUACCUACGUGUGCUCCGUUGCUGAAGAUCAGGGUGCUGGUCUUCAAAAUACUAAUUACUGAAUUCUGUCCCAUGAACUUUGGUCUUGGUUGGAACUUGACGUAUGUUUUUAACAUCGUCGUCAACGGUCGCGUGGCUAAAUGUAUUGUAGUUUUAUGCAUUGUUUCAACGAACGAAAAUAACGGCAUGAAUUUUCUGAGUCAUUGUUCCUUCGUCUUAUCGAAAAAUUAUUCAUGUUUGUUAUUAAAAAAUGCAUAAAUGAAUAAUUGAUCUGACAAUAGCUGAAGUGGGAGUGCAUAUUUUUUAUUAACGCAAACUCGGCUAAAUUAUUUAAUCAAACUGUGUUGUAUUGUGCCAAUCUUCAUGAAUUCUCACGAUCGAGCAUUGUUCUGUCACCUUUUAAAACUUGUUGGUAUGGAAUAUUGCUUAUAUUCCUUUCCUUUUAUAUCGAUACGAAUUUUUUUAUAACGAUUCGAAUCAGGUUUAUAAUCAUGCUUUUAGUUCAGAGAAGGUCUUGGCUACAGACUACUCCAUUCGUAACUGUUAUUCAUAUAUUUUACGUUACCUCAAGGAGAUAAUUAUUGUACUUAUAAAGUAGUUUAAGAUAAUACUUCUGUUGCUCAUAAGUCAACACAAGUUCUGUUCGUGAUUGAAACGAGAUCGGUUGUGAUAUAUGGAUUGAUGUUAGCUUUAAAGUUGGACUCGCUAUAACGAACUCCGUUUGUUUUAUUUGUUCAAAAAGGGCAUUUCCUGCAAUGAUGGCAAUUUGUUGACACUAUCAUUAGGUUCAAGUCACAAAAUAUCCUUGUAAAACGAACAAUUUUUAGAGCGAUUCUGACAGCAAUUCGUUUGAGUCCGUGUUACUGCCUUUGGUUGCUCUUAAUACAGGGCACGUCUCUUAAUAUCAUCACCAAUGUUUUUCGUCAAGAGAUUAUGACUAUUCAGUAAAUUUUAUUUUUUA